Molecule: messenger RNA, 1119 nt
Organism: Podospora anserina S mat+
Lineage: Eukaryota; Fungi; Ascomycota; Sordariomycetes; Sordariales; Podosporaceae
Exons: 3
Coding region: 1-1119 (372 amino acids)
Biological process (GO): iron ion transmembrane transport
Cellular component (GO): plasma membrane; high-affinity iron permease complex
Molecular function (GO): ferrous iron transmembrane transporter activity
Source: RefSeq, a predicted model, not a curated record
AUGGUCUCUCUCUUCUCGAUACCCAUCUUCCUCGUCACUUUCCGGGAGGCCCUCGAGACAGCCAUCAUCGUCUCGAUUCUCCUGGCCUUCAUCAAGAAAACCCUCUACCGAUCCCAUCGCGCAAUCUACAGGCAGCUCGUCCGUCAAGUCUGGCUUGGCACCUCGGCCGGCCUGGUCAUCACUCUCAUCAUCUCUGGCGCCCUCAUCGGAGUGUUUUACUCCCUCGGUGUCGACCAAUGGGGUGCCCGUGAGCUUACUUAUGAAGGCGCCUUCUCUCUCAUCGCCUCUCUCAUCAUCACUGCCGUCGGUUUCGCCUUAUUGAGAAUCGGCAAGAUGCAAGACAAGUGGAAAGCCAAGAUCGAGCAGUCGCUAGGCGAGCAGGCAAGGCAAAGACGAACCAAGAGAGGCACUGUCAUGAUGUGGUUGGAAAAGUAUAGCAUGUUCAUGCUGCCCUUUGUUACCGUGCUCAGGGAGGGGAUUGAGGCGGUGGUUUUCAUUGCGGGAGUUAGCUUCUCUGCACCUGUUACGUCGGUGCCGAUUGCUGUGAUUGUUGGACUGAUGGUUGGUACAGGAGUUGGCUUGGCCAUGUACAAGGGUGGUUCACAUACCAAAAUGAAGCUGUUCCUCGUCAUCUCGACUUGUUUUCUCUACCUGGUCGCAGCCGGUCUCUUCUCAAGGGCUGUCUGGGCCUUUGAACAGGAAAUUUGGCAAGACAUGGUGGGCGGUGGUGAUAUUGCCGAGCUGGGCUCAGGUCCGGGAACUUAUGAUAUUGACAAAUCCGUUUGGCACGUCGAUUGUUGCAGCCCCUUUGUGAACGGUGGAUCAGGUUGGGGAUUCCUCAACGCUGUUCUAGGCUGGAAUAACUCGGCGACGUACGGCUCGGUCAUAUCAUACAAUGUCUACUGGAUUGUAGUCAUUACCAUCUUCAUGAUCCUGAGGUACAAGGAGGUAAAGGGACACUGGCCUUUCUCCAAGAAGCCAACACCGACAGAGGAGCACAUUGGACGCAGGGAGGAGAGCAUCAAGAUAGCCAUUGGGCCUGGCAGUGACAUCCUCUGCGUUGAGGGAAGUGCGGCUCCGUAUGUGAAGAUUGAAGACAAUAUUUCAAGGAUGGUUUGA